Molecule: messenger RNA, 315 nt
Organism: Caenorhabditis remanei
Lineage: Eukaryota; Metazoa; Nematoda; Chromadorea; Rhabditida; Rhabditidae
Exons: 1
Coding region: 1-315 (104 amino acids)
Source: RefSeq, a predicted model, not a curated record
AUGGGGAUUUUGAACUUGUAUGAGCAGCAAGUUUGGGAAGAAUUUGAGCGCUUAGAAGCACAUGCGGUGGACGAUGGAUGGGCCGGACUCGUCGUACUCUUGCUUGGAGAUGCACAUCUGUUGGAAGUAGGACAGGGAAGCAAGCAUGGAUCCUCCUAUCCAGACGGAGUACUUGCGCUCUGGUGGUGCGUUGAUCCCGAUCUUCAUGGUGCUGAAAAGAGAUGGAAAUUAGAAUUUGAAGAGACGAGGAGUUAUAGAAACAUACGAUGGGGCAAGAGCGGUGAUCUCCUUUUGCAUGCGAUCAGCAAUUCCUAG